Pieris macdunnoughi is the source of this 1089-nucleotide messenger RNA. The record is from the annotation of a GenBank genome assembly. NCBI's taxonomy places the organism in Eukaryota, Metazoa, Arthropoda, Insecta, Lepidoptera, Pieridae.
AUGGUCAAGUGGCAAAGAACCCACAACGGCCAAAAACUGCCCAAAGCCGAGUUUUCGAGGAUAGUUGGAAAAGUGUGGGAAGCCUUAAACCCCGACAUUAUAAAAAAUGGAUUUGCAAAAAGUGGGAUUUACCCAUUUAGCAGGGAUGCAGUUCCGGAACAUAAAUUAGACCCCGACGCUGUAAAGAGGUGGAAAAAGAUGGUGGCUAAAAAACAAGUAUCUCCUCAAAACUCUCCGAUGACAUUAACUAAAUUAUGCCUUAACAAAAUCAACUUUUCAUUGAACUUAAACACAAUUCCAACCAAAACUUCAACAAGCAACAUUAACUCUAAAACCACUGAAAUAAUAUCGUUUGAAGAUUUAUUUCUGGAAACUAUAAAACAAGUUCCGACUACUGGUGUCAAAAAAAAACUAGUGAAGAUUUCUGGAAGCGCUGAAGUAAUAACUCAUGAGGAUGUUAUAGCAAGACUGAAAAAAAAGGACGAUAACAAGGAAAAAGAAAUGGAAGAAAAACGAAAAAUGAGAGAAAACAAGAAAAAAUCAAAAUUAAAGGAACAAACUAAAAAACAAAAUAAAGAAAAGAAAAAUGAUAUGAAGAGCAAACUCAAAGAGCCUACGGAAAGUACAAAUACGAAUUUAGCCAACCCUAACACAAAUGAAAUUGCAGUUCCAAGAUCGUCCAAUACAGAUGAGGACUUCAAAACGUAUAUUGAAAUGUACUUAAAAGAUAAAGAUUCAGAGGAAGAAAUAGAAAAUAUGUCAUUUGGAUUUACCGACAUCCAGUAUUAUGAAGAAAAAUCCCACAAAUUUACAGAACAGGACUGGGUACUGGUUAAAUUUUCGGCAAAAAAAAGCCUGAAGCACUAUGUGGGGCAGAUUGUCAAAAUAAAUAACGACAUUCCUACCGUAAAAUAUUUAAGAAAAACACAAACUAAACAGGGAUUACUGCAUUUUGUAUACCCCAAUGUUGACGAUAUAUGUGAAUUGCUGCAUGUUGAAGAUAUUAUUUCAAUUUUGCCAAAGCCUACAGUUUCACGUCGGGGCCAAAUAUCAUUCAAUGUUGAUUUUGGUAGCUUCAAUAUACAGUAA